AUGGUCGCGGCUCCUAUUUCUGCAAACCCUCUGAAACUAGACGUACGAAGUCAUCUCAAAUGUCUAGCCAUCUGUGUUGUCGCGACAUUGUCGACUUUCCAAUACGGACUGGACUACGCGCUGGUGGGCGGAUUUUUGUCGAUGCCGGGCUUCCUCGAAGUUUUUGGUUAUUACAGUGAAGAUUUGCAAAAAUGGAACAUCGACGCUACUGUCCAGCAACUUAUCUCCUCCCUCAUGACAAUUGGCACGUUUGUAUCUUCAUUGCUGGUUGGUCCUUUCAGCGCGAGGUUCGGGAGACGACAUGGCCUGUGGGCUGCAACCAUUCUCAACUUCAUCGCCACAAGUAUUCAACUAGGCACCACGACUAAGGCCGCUCUCUAUGUUGCUCGACUCAUUCUAGGCAAGUUGCGCAUAUCCGUUGGCUGGUUUUUGACGUUUGCUCAGCUGUACAUUCAUGAAGCCGCGCCGGCCCAUCUUCGCGGCAUUGUCUUUGCCGUCUAUCAAAGCAUGCUGUCAAUUGGGUCCAUUGUUGGGGCCAGUAUUGACUUUGGGACCCACACAAUGGAUGGCAGGCAAGCGUACCAGAUUCCACUUGCAAUAUUCUUUGUUGCUCCAGCGCUCCAAGCAGUUUUACUUUUUGUCGUCGCUCCAGAGUCUCCAAGAUGGCUCAUGGUUCAGCGAAAGGAAGAUCACGCAGAGAGAAGUCUGCGACGGCUACGAAACUCAAGUAUAGAUGAACUGGAAUUCCAAGCCGAACUGAAUGAAAUCCGUCAGUCAACUAGGGAGCAACUGGAACAGAACAAGAAGCUCCUUUUCCUGGAAAUGUGGCGAGGGACAAACUUGCGUCGCACCCUUCUUUCGAUUGCGGUUGUGUGUUUCCAUUCCGCCAACGGAUCAAGCUGGGUCAACAUCUACACGACAUACUUUUUGGAGAUUGCCGGAGUGCACAAUCCUUUCGCCUACUCGAUUCUAGUGACUUGCACUGGCCUUAUCGGUGUCCUCGUCAGCUUCUUCUUCGUGCGACUGAUAGACCGACGCAUGGUCAUGCUUAUUGGAAUCACGGCCUGUGGGAUAUGCCAACUGAUACCCGCAAUUGCAUGGAGUGCAAACCCCGGUACCGAAUCAACCGGCAAGGUUGUCGUUGCAUUCAUUGCUCUCUUCACUUUCUUCUAUGUUGCCUACGCACCUUAUGCCUGGCUUCUCGGCGGCGAAUAUGUGAACAAUCAACUUCGUGCGUUUACAUUUGGCCUGGCAACAGCCAUGAACUUCCUUGGUAAUUGGCUAGGUACAUUUACGGCCCCUUAUUUCAUCAACCCGGCAAAACUCGCCUGGGGACCAAAGUACGGGUAUAUAUGGUUCGGAAGUAACAUGAUUUGUGCGAUAUUUACCUGGUUCUUCCUACCAGAAACACGAGACCGCACUUUGGAGGAAAUUCACGAGAUGUUCGAGGCGAGACUUCCGGCAAGGAAAUUUAAACACUAUGUUUGUACAGGAGUGGAAGGAUAUGCUGCCGAAGCGAUGGGCAAGGAUCUUAGCGAGCGAAAGAACAUGGGUCAGUCCACCCACGUGGAAGAACUCAGCGAGGCGGAGAAUAAGAGUCAAGCAUGA
Molecule: messenger RNA, 1608 nt
Organism: Rhinocladiella mackenziei CBS 650.93
Lineage: Eukaryota; Fungi; Ascomycota; Eurotiomycetes; Chaetothyriales; Herpotrichiellaceae
Exons: 5
Coding region: 1-1608 (535 amino acids)
Biological process (GO): carbohydrate transport; transmembrane transport
Cellular component (GO): membrane
Molecular function (GO): carbohydrate:proton symporter activity
Source: RefSeq, a predicted model, not a curated record